AUGGCCAUGGGCCAUACCCUUGAAGAGAGUGGGGCCAGGGCAGGUCUGGCUCCGGAAACAGCUCUGACCAGAGAUUGGCAGUCUGGGUCUAGGCCCCACGUGGUCAGUGCCCUCCAGAAAGUCCCCCUGAGCCUUGGUUUCCCUGAAAGGACGAUCUGCGUUUUACUCGCCUCCCAGAACUGUUUGGAAGGGGGUCGUGAGCCUUCCCAGAGGGUCAGUGCUACAGAAGCGAUCCUGGGAGGUCAUCUGAUUAACCCUCCUGGUUUUGCAUUUAAGGAAACGGAGGCUCAGAAGAAGCGUCUGGGCCGGGGCUGCAGAUGUCAGUGGCCAAGCCAGGCCUCUGUGAGUCGUGGGCACUCCACUUGGAGUACAGCUCUGGAGAAACCAGCGGGACUCGGACAGGAGGGCCCACAGGGAAAGGGGUGGUGUUACCAAGGAAAAGGAAUGGUUGAUGCUGUUGCGGGGCAGCCAAGAAGCCCUCAGCUCCAAUGCAACACUUUAGUUGACAUUCCACUGACACUUUGUCACACUUGGGGCCCCUCGCUUGUUCAGGAAAUUCCUUGCUGUGCCUGA
Molecule: messenger RNA, 573 nt
Organism: Rangifer tarandus platyrhynchus (Svalbard reindeer)
Lineage: Eukaryota; Metazoa; Chordata; Mammalia; Artiodactyla; Cervidae
Source: the annotation of a GenBank genome assembly